Angiostrongylus costaricensis is the source of this 558-nucleotide messenger RNA. NCBI's taxonomy places the organism in Eukaryota, Metazoa, Nematoda, Chromadorea, Rhabditida, Metastrongylidae. The record is from the annotation of a GenBank genome assembly.
AUGGAGCCCUUCGACGUUACCGCCCUUUAUACAAACGUGUCGAAUGACUCCGCAAUGCAAGCCAUAUUCGAACUCCUUAUACAACACGAAGGAGCAAUAAACAUGUACUGCUUCAAGAUACAGCAGUUGAUGGCACUUUCAAAAGAAUGCUUGAGCUGCUCAAUCUUCAGAUGGUCCGGAAAGUACUACGCUCAAAUAAAAGGGUUGGCAAUGGGACAGCGACUGACACCAAGUCUUGCCAUCGCGUUUAUGUCUAAGGUGGAAGCACCGGUGAUUGAUCUUGGGCCGCUACUCUUCUGUAGAUAUAUAGAUGACUGUUUUGUUCUUUUCUCAACACAAGAAAAAAUGGACAAGUGUUUCGAAUUGUUAAAUGCAGAGUCAGAGUAUAUCAAGUUCACCCGAGAGAAGCCGAAAGAUAAAUGGCUUCCAUUCCUGAACGUCCAAAUUAACCGGUCAGAAAAUGGCUACAUUACGAAGUGGUACCGAAAGCCAAGCAGUAAAACACCUUGGUUCAUUACCCCUCCUCUCAUUCUUCUCACACGAAAAGGGCCCUUGUAG